AUGUCUAUGAGUGAUUUCUUGGUACGACAUAUUUUGGGCCUUAGGCCAUCGCCAGAAGGACAUUCAGAUACCACAAAUGAGCGGAAUGGAUCAACAAUAAUGGUGCCAAAGGUACCAACGGGAUUACAGGAUCUUCAAUUUAUCACCACUGGUCUUACAAGUCCAAUGAUCGAUUAUGCGACAACGUUGCAACUAAUGCAAUUGCAAAUGUUUUGCCAACCAAGCCUAUUAAAUACAUUUUUAAAUCAAAUGGCUGCAAUGGGAAUAGCUAUGAAUAAUAGCUUAAACAAGGUAACAUCACCAGUUGAAACACCAACUGAUAGUUGUACGAUACAUCCAAUACGUGAACGGAAACGUCUUGCAUCACGUUGUUCUGAUGAUUUAUCAUCGAAACGAUCUAAGGUAACACGACGAUUAGCAAUUGAUUCCGAAACAAGUUCACCUGUUUCAGGAAUGUUUAUAAAGGAGGCAUCAUCUUUACCGCCACCUGAUGAAUUACAAGCUGCAGCAGAUUUGGAUGAGACCGCUGUUUUUGUAAAUGUUUCAGAGGAAAGUCGACGUAACAUUGAACAAAUUACAAAUGUCAUUGGUGAUUGCAUAUGUGCCUUGUGCAAAGUUCGAUAUGAUGAUGUAUUUCGGCUAGCACAACAUCGUUGUCCACGUAUUAUUCAUGAAGAAUAUCGUUGUCCGGAAUGUGACAAGGUAUUUAGCUGUCCGGCAAAUUUAGCAUCACAUCGUCGUUGGCAUAAACCACGCGGGAAUGAUCAGGUAGCUGCUGCGGCAUCAUCAUCUUCCGGUUCUGCUUCCUUGAGUAAUUUUAUAUGUACGAUCUGUUCCGCAAAAUUUGAUACCAAAAAAGCCUUCAGAUUACAUUCCGCACACUGCUCAGCCAUUCUUUCCGAUAAUUCUAGUCAUACUCAAAAUCAUCUCUUAAACUUAUUGCACCAUACUAUCCCUUCAAAUUUAAAAUCUAAAAUAGAAAAUUAA
Messenger RNA from Loa loa (African eye worm), 987 nucleotides. RefSeq lists its product as hypothetical. NCBI's taxonomy places the organism in Eukaryota, Metazoa, Nematoda, Chromadorea, Rhabditida, Onchocercidae. The record is from RefSeq and is a predicted model, not a curated record. Gene Ontology annotation, biological process: regulation of cell cycle process; neuron differentiation; negative regulation of transcription by RNA polymerase II. The coding region runs from base 1 to 987 and encodes 328 amino acids. The transcript is spliced from 5 exons. Gene Ontology annotation, cellular component: transcription repressor complex; nucleus. Gene Ontology annotation, molecular function: RNA polymerase II cis-regulatory region sequence-specific DNA binding; DNA-binding transcription repressor activity, RNA polymerase II-specific.